GUUCAUCGGCCGUCUCCAUUUAAAGCGAUGUCCCUGCCACGCACGCUUAGUUUUCCACCCAGGAUCGUCCCAGCGUUGCACACCCUGCUACAUCACACGCAAUGGGCCGGUGGACUCCUUGUUUGGUGAUUCUGGCCUUGGCGUGGUUAGGCCUAGCGGCAGCGUACUGUCCUGACGCGGCCAGCCUGAGGCCAUGCACUUGUGACCAUUCCGGGAUCAACUGCAUGCGCGCCAACAGCACGGCUCAGCUGAGACGGGCCUUCGGGAGCGGUAACGCGACGACCCGAGAACACAACGAGCUGUGGAUUCAGAAGACUCCCAUCACGUCCUUCCCGAGCGACGUGCUUGGAAACUUCAAGUUCUACGAGGUCCACUUGGAGCGCAACGCCAACCUCAGCUCCUUCACGUUGGAUGCUUUGGAGAACUUCAAGCAGCUCCUAAGUGUUCUAAGCGUGUACGGGAACGCCCUGCGGACGUUCGAAUUUGAAAAGCUACAACGUUUCCCAUUCCUGGUGGCUCUCAACCUCGGCGGAAACCAGCUGUCCCGCAUCCCGGCGCACGCGUUCCACAAUCAACUUCUGGAGAAGCUCGGCAUAAUGGACAACCCAAUUACCUCCAUCGGUCGCGGGGCGUUCUCCUCCCUCAGGAGACUCAAGGUGCUCGACCUAAGCGGCACCAGACUUGUCACGCUUGGACCACACUCGCUCUCAAUACAGCGGGGACAUCCGGAGCUUAGGAUUCAACUCAACCGGGGUCAGAUCAGGACCAUUCACCCUACCGCAUUUCAUUUUUCGGCGCCCUUGGUGCUGAACCUGUCCCACAACAACCUCACUACGCUGGAACAGAGUGUCUUCGAAGAUCUAGUCAUACGCAUGUACAACAACGCCGGGCAAUUCAAUGUCAUGCCACUACUCGGCCUCGAAGGAAAUCCCUUCAGCUGCCGUGGAUGCUCCUACGAAUGGCUGACGCAGUACAGGUUCAACAGGCCGAUGCAGGCCAUUCUACACAAGUUCCGGUGUCCUGACGGUUCUGGCCUGUCCAGCAUUAGCGCUCAGAGAAUCUCCUGCCGGCCUUUGUGGAAUUUCGCGAACAUCGGCUAACUUAUUUCACCCAACCACACGCACCCUCAAAAGUAAAUUAAACAUUUCCACCAUGAUCUAUCAUGAUCAUACACAAC
Dermacentor andersoni is the source of this 1177-nucleotide messenger RNA. RefSeq names its product leucine-rich repeat transmembrane protein FLRT3-like. The record is from RefSeq and is a predicted model, not a curated record. Gene Ontology annotation, molecular function: protein binding. NCBI's taxonomy places the organism in Eukaryota, Metazoa, Arthropoda, Arachnida, Ixodida, Ixodidae.